AUGUCUGCCGCCAAUGUCAAGAGUGCCUUGGAAACUGGUCUGUACAUUCGGACUCCCUUGAUAAAGUCGGCUCCCCUCUCCAAAUUGACUGGCAAGGAUGUCUACAUCAAGCUGGAUUGUCUGCAACCUUCAGGUAGUUUCAAAGACCGAGGAAUGGCCAAUCUGUGCCAAACCCUCCAGUCCACCAAGGGCACGCAAAAAUUGAUUGCGUCGUCGGGAGGCAAUGCUGGAUUGGCCGUUGCCACUGUGGCCCCCAAAAAGGGAAUGACUGUCAGUGUUGUGGUACCGGAAUCGACCAAGCCCAAUGUCAUUGAAAGACUCAAGGCAUUGGGUGCCGAAGUGACGGUGCAUGGGAAGAUUUGGAAUGAGGCCGAUUUAUUGGCACGACAACGCGUUGAUGAAGAUCCUCAAGCCGAAUACGUUAGCCCCUACGACAAUCAACUCCUUUGGACUGGCCACUCGACUUUGGUAGAUGAAGUCAUGGAAGAUUUGCCCCAAGUAGGAGCCGUCAUUGUGGGAGUUGGCGGCGGGGGAUUAAUGUGUGGCGUCUUGGAAGGUCUUGAGCGACAUGGACAAACCUCUUCCAAAGUCAUUGCCUGCGAGACAGAAGGAGCCGCCAGUUUUUGCAAGUCUUGGUUAAAGUCGCCACCCGCACUGAUUCGGUUGGAUACCAUUAGUUCCAUUGCAACAUCGCUUGGGGCCCUGGAAGUUACACAGGUGGCCAUUGAUCGAUCUCUCAAACAUCAGGAAAAUGGUGGCACGGUACAAGCAGCAAUCUGCACCGAUAAGGAAGCCGUAGAGGCUUGUCUGCAGUUCUCCUCCGAUCAUAGAAUCAUGGUGGAACCAGCCUGUGGGGCAGGUCUCGCGGCUCUGUACUCGGAACGUCUCCGAAAGCAGACUCUGGAAGGAGUGGAAGGGCCGAUUGUGGUGGAGAUUUGUGGAGGAAGUGGUGUGAAUCUCUCAUUGCUCAACAUGUGGAAGAAAGAUCUUGGAAUAGAAUAG
Molecule: messenger RNA, 1002 nt
Organism: Seminavis robusta
Lineage: Eukaryota; Bacillariophyta; Bacillariophyceae; Naviculales; Naviculaceae
Source: the annotation of a GenBank genome assembly